GCACACCAGCCAGCGCCGCAGCCGAAGAGCAAACCCAAAAGGGCAGACCGAAAGGCAAGGCCAAGGGCAAGGCCAGCACCCAACUGGAGGCUUAUGGAGCUCGCCAACCAUCCAAGGACCCUCGCCAUGGGCGGGCUGGAGGCAGUGGCGGCCGCCAACAGGGCUGCGAGAGGGAAUGGAUGGCAGAAGAGGCCGGCAUGAUGGAGGGCGGGGGCGGCAUGAUGGAGGACUCGGGGGAUGAGCUAGAGGAGGAUCGCACCGUCGAUGACGAGGAAAGCAUAGAGGUACACACAACAGGAGAACACAAUCACACUCAUGGAAACAGUGGAUGGGCUUUUCUCUCAUAUAGGCCUGCUCACUUCAUGGUGUUCCGUUGGGCGAGAAGCUCAAUUUGAGUGCCCUUAUCUCUGACUUGGACCUCUCCAUGCUGCCGGCCGCAGGUGGUGUGGGCCAGGAGCGAGGUCUGCAGACCCGACUGGUGAUGAGCGAAUCAGCGGCCAUCGCAUUCGGCAAGAGUGGGGAGAUGCCCAAGGAGCCGACUGCCGACAGUGAAGUCGAGGAGGCCGACACCAAUGCCGCUGUUGAUAAGGGUAGGUGGGAGCAGCACGAGCACCAGAUACCAGCACACGCCACGUUUGCUCGUGCUGCUCGUUCCAGUUGUUGUUGGUGAUGCGCAGGCCGCCAUGAGGGGGAUGGCGGCCGUCGAGCGCUACGUGAGUGCCCACUGUUCGUUGCGGCUUCAGGACAGAAGCACAACAGAAGGGACACCUCAAGCGUGGCCCGUGACUGAGUUUGAGUGAGUGAGUGAGUCGUGCUGCCGUACCUCAUCUAGGCAGAUCUGUCGUUCAUGGCUCUGCAUCGUUGGUGCAUGACUCUGUCCAUCCACACAUCUACUUUUUCGGUGAGAUCGGCGCUAGUUUCCCUCACAGGAAGGCCACCAUCUGCCGCUGACAUCCUCAAAAGUGACUGAAAGGCUCCGAAAUCACGCUCACGAGCGAUCGGCAACCUUUUCCGUAAAUCCAUAUCAUCCAUCGUUUUUCGUCGUUUCGGAGUCGUUUGAGCGAAGAAAAAAGAGUCAAUGCGAUAGAGGGUGGCUCUGGUGAGUCAUUCAUGGCGAGAAACCCCGCAGAAAACAAGCAGCAGAUAAGCAAUCAUUGCCUUGUUCGCAUAUACCCAUCAAAUCCAUAAAGCAAUCACCCCUGUAUUGUAUUCGUCCUUCAGGCCCGCAGUGCAGUGAGGACCUGUUGAGCGGACGAGUCCGCUUGUCCACCGCUCAGCCGCCUCUCGCGAGAUCUAUUAGCGGCCUUAUCCAUCGCGCCACGUAGCGGCUUCUCGUCCGACGGUGAGUGGGAAGAUGCGGCCC
Molecule: messenger RNA, 1363 nt
Organism: Vitrella brassicaformis
Lineage: Eukaryota; Vitrellaceae
Source: the annotation of a GenBank genome assembly